Molecule: messenger RNA, 5877 nt
Organism: Amyelois transitella
Lineage: Eukaryota; Metazoa; Arthropoda; Insecta; Lepidoptera; Pyralidae
Gene: Magi
Product: membrane-associated guanylate kinase, WW and PDZ domain-containing protein 2
Exons: 23
Coding region: 637-3825 (1062 amino acids)
Biological process (GO): signal transduction
Cellular component (GO): cytoplasm
Molecular function (GO): protein binding
Source: RefSeq, a predicted model, not a curated record
CUAUGGUCGGUCAGUCGGUCUUCAAAAAAGUGGUUUUGUUGGUAGGCGUUUGAAGUUUUACUUUGAAACUCAAUAUUAUAAACGAACUAUGUUAAACCAGUACUUAUUUUAAUAAUAUUCGGUUCUCCAUAUAUUUGCUUGUAAACAAGUGUGUAUGUUAAUAUCACAUGUAAUCUAAUAAAACCAAGACGACCUUUUUAAUUAUGUGGUUUGUACGUAGUUGGCGUUACAAUGUGGGAAUGCUUGAUGUUUUCACUAUCUUUCUACGUUAAAGUUCGUUACGGUUACGAUGCACCUGCAUCGAUGCAGAUUGCUGCAAUGAGUUGAGUGCACUGUGAUUAUGAAAUGAUUUGACGGGAAACCAAUCCUGUUAGUUGUUACGUUUGUACUUGCUAAUGGACAGCAGGUAAAUUUAUAAAACUGUAAAAAAGGAGUCAUCAGUCCCAAAAUGACUCAUACGUGUUUCACUGGCUGGCAGAUAAUGUUUUGUUUUUGUGGAAUUCCUGACUGAUGACAAUACAAAAAGGAUUUAGAAAAAAUAUCAGAUUUGUCUGUGACUCUGUGAUGUGAGGUGAUAGUUGUUCUAUUUUUGAAACUUAUUGGUGGGAAAAUUGAUAGUAUUCACAACUUUUCUGAAUGCUAUGUUGCAUUAAAAUGGCCCAAAACUCAGUGGAUUCAGAUCGAUUAUCAUCUGCUGGUAUAUCAACACAUAGUUCAGGAACUGCUGGAACAAUAGGAGGCUCUGUAGCUGGUGUCAGAGUGGUGGAUCCAAACCACAAGAUAGAUGAUGAUGAUGAAUUCAAGCUAGGAUCCCUACCGCCAAUGUGGGAGAAGGCAUUUACUCCAUCUGGAGAAGCAUACUUCAUUGACUACAACACCGGUACUUCUCACUGGUUGGACCCGAGACUGGCUCGGUUCCGGAAACAUUCCCUAGGUGAAUGCGGUGAGGAUGAGCUACCGUAUGGGUGGGAGAGGGUAUCGGACGAGCGAUAUGGGUCCUACUAUGUAGACCAUAUCAAUAGAAGAACACAGUAUGAGAAUCCGGUGCUGCAGGCGAGAAGACUACGUGCGGAGAAAUUAGCAGCAGAAAAUGGCGCAAGCAACCAAGCAAACGGUCCACCGGCCACGGGAGAGCUACGGGGGGAGAGGUUCAGCCUCACGCUCACAAAGGGGACUCAGGGACUCGGCUUCACGUUGAUCGGCGCUGAAGGCAUACCGGAGACGGAAGGGUACCUUCAAAUAAGGAGUAUCGUGCCGCACAGUCCCGCUUGGAUAGAUGGAGCGCUGCGGCCCGGCGACGUGGUGGUGGGCGUGGGCGCGCGCGGCGUGCGCGGGCUGGCGCACGCGCAGGUCGCGCAGAUCUUCCAGUCCAUCGCGCCCGGCACCGACGUCACUCUGCAUCUCGUUAGAGGUUACCCUCUAUCGUUCGACUCGGAGGACCCCAACACUCGCGUGCUGAGCACCCGCGCCGUGGACGCCGCGACGCCGGCCACUUCCGACGCCGUUGCUAUGCAGCAUCUCACCAGAGCGUUGCGGACGAGAUUCAACCUAGACUCCCCGGAGCAAUCGAACCCCGGGCUCGACGAGCCGGACGGCGCCCCGCGCAGCCCCGGCGCGCGCCGGCUGCUGUCCCGCUCGUUCGACCUGGACGGGGGGCCCGCGGACACCAGCCAGCCGCCGCCCAGGUGUCCCUCCGCUGACCAUCUGCUGUCUCUAGCUACAGAACAUCCGAGAAACAACAGUGAAGCAGGUCGCGAAUUGAUAUUAACCUUACGUCGGGGAGCUGCCGGCUUUGGGUUCACUAUCGCUGACAGUGUUCACGGGCAGAAAGUCAAAAAGGUAUUGGACAGGAGCCGCUGCGCAGGUCUUCGAGAAGGUGACCUGCUUCUACAAAUUGGCGACACAGAUGUUCGCCACUCUCCCCACCAACACGUCGUACAAGUAUUGAAGGAGUGUCCGGCGUUGCACGAGACGACACUGCGCGUGUGGCGACGCAACAACGCGAUAGCUCGUGCAAGAAGCAGAUCCGCCACCAGGGUGCCUCCGACACCUUCGGCGAAUAACAACCAACUGGGCAGGAGUAAAACGCCGACGGCCGAGCAACUGAGAAACCCGGCGAUGUCUCAGCAAGACAAUUUACGAGAGAGAUUGAAUGGAAUCAAUCCAGUGGAAGCCACAUACUCCGUCCCGCACAGCGGCGCGCGACCGAGCCUGAUGGAGCGGCGACGGCGGAGCAGCACGCCGGGCGGGCGGCUCACGUUGCCGGCCGUUACCACCUGGACAGAGCCUGAAACGCACCAGGUCGCUCCCUGGUCGGAACGGGAACAAAACGGGAACCAGUGGCAGGAGCGAGAGACAUGGGUGGACAACUCCAACAACGUCCGCAACUGGGCCGAGAACGCCCAACAAUGGGACCAGAACGGCCAGAAAUGGGACCAGAACGGGCAGAAAUGGGACCAGAACGGGCAGAAAUGGGACCAGAACGGGCAGAAAUGGGACCAGAACGGGCAGAAAUGGGACCAGAACGGCCAAAAGUGGGAAGAGAGUGAUCAGAAGUGGGACGCCGGUCACAGCAACGGUGUGCCAUGGGAGGGGAACGUGGAAUGGAACGGGAAUUGGGGGGAGGUUCCCACGCCUACUGUCCACGUGGAUAUGAAUGCCGCGUACUGGAGGGGCAACGCCAGUGUUGCCGAUAGCAGCGACAAUGGUGGGUUCCCGGAAGACGGUCUCCUGCACUCGCCGAGCACGACGGCAAUGGGCGGCCGUCACCAGUCACCUUCCACCAGCAGAAUGAGACCACACUCCCCGUCCAAUUCUACAGGUCGCCUCCGCAGUCAUUCCCCAUCUACGGCUAGUGCGACAGAGAGACUGUUAGCCAAUUCGCCUUCAACACGUUUACAAAGCCAAUCGCCUUCUAAUAAUUCAUCUAAUAGCAGGAUCAAAGGAUCGCCUAUGAGAAUGCGGCCCGGGUCACCGUCUCGUCGGAUGCAUUCACCGUCGUCGUGUCUCGACAACGAUUCUAUACAGCAACAGGGUGUCUACGUGCCUAACUAUCCACAGCAAAUGUACAUGGGCGGUUCUGUGGGAGGCGACCCGCUGGCGGACGUGGUGGUGCGGCUGUCGCGGGGCGCCGCGGGCUUCGGGUUCCGCAUCGUGGGCGGCACCGAGGACGGCAGCCGGGUGGCCGUGGGGCUCGUGGUGCCCGGCGGGCCGGCGGACGGGCUGCUGCGGCCCGGCGACCUGCUGACGUCGGUGGACGGCGCGCCGCUGGCGGGCGCCACGCACGCGCUCGCCGUCCAGCACGUGUGCCGGGCGGCGGCGCGCGGGCACGUAACACUCGGUGUACGUCACAAUCGCGCCGACAUCCAGCCAUUGGGAAUACCAAAUAUGGCGCCGCAUGCGCACCAACCUUUACUUGCUACUGACCCGUCUGUGCAUCAUUUGCCGCCAACUUCAUAUAACAUCCUGCAUCCGGCGCCGAUGUACCCUCCCACUUCACACGUCACUCCAGGGUACGGCGUACAAUACGACAAUUCCCGUGGCGGCUGGCCAGCGGUCCCCUAUGACGUCACAGUGACCAGGAGCGAAGGGGAAGGGUUCGGUUUUGUCGUGAUAUCCUCCACUAAUAAAGCCACCAGCACAAUCGGACAACUGAUACCCAACUCUCCAGCCUCCCGCUGUGGCCUUCUACACGUGGGGGACACCAUUCUGGCGAUAAACGGGACCCCCAUCAGGAAUCUGCCGCAUCCAGAAGUCGUAGCUCUCAUCAAACACUCGGGGACCACGGUCACGCUCACUGUGCUGCCUCCAAGCCAUUCUGACUGAGGCACAUCGACCCUGCACACUAUGGUGAUGAGACACAAGCAAAAUUUGGACAACCAUCUGUGACUAGUGAUAUUCAAGAGACCCUUUCGUCAAACACAGUCACCUGUCUGUGCUGCCUCCAAGCCAUUCUGACUGAGGCACAUCGACCCUGCACACUAUGGUGAUGAGACACUAGCAAAAUUUGGACAACCAUCUGUGACUAGUGAUAUUUAAGAGACCAAAAUUCUAAAUUUUUAUUCAUUAUUAUAGGAUACUUCAUAUCGCUUAAUAACUGUCAAAACGUUUGGUUUCACAACAUUGGUUGACGUCAAAUAAAUGACUUAAAACUAUGUUUACUGCCGUGUCCAAGGCGUCAGUGCAGAAGAAGCGGUAACAAACUGCACUGCACAUCGACCCUGCACCCUAUGGUGAUGAGACAAAAGCAUUUUGGACAACCAUCUGUGACUAGUGAUAUUCAAGAGACCCUUUUAUCAAACAGUCUCCUUUCUGUGCUGCCUCCAUACCAUUGUGACUGAGGCACAUCGACCCUGCACACUAUGGUGACGAGAUACAAGCAAAAUUUGGAGCACCAUCUGUGACUGACUAGUACAGUUUAAAAGACCCUUGCUCUCGUGAAAAACGGUCACCUCUGUGCGGUCUCCACUCCAUUCUGACUGAGGUACAUCGACCCUUCAUGCCAUUGUGACGAGGGGUGCUUUUAAUAUUCUUAUUAGUGAGAUCAAGACGUGAAGACGCAACCGGGACUCACACCAUAAAAAUAUGAAUAAUGAUGAUCUAUCGACGGACACCCAUCCAAAAAUUGCCACAAUUAGUGACCCUUAAACCAUAUAGUACAUACAUAUGGUCACGUCUAUAUCCCAUGCGGGGUAGACAGAGCCAACAGUCUUGAAGACUAAAUGGUAACCCAUAUAGUAAUUUUUGAUUAUAACAUGUACUUUUCUUCCUCUGGGCAUUAGUUCCGGUUACAUCUCACCUUUUUGGAGAGGAGCCCGGGGUGCGCCUUUACUACCAUGAUCCUGGAUUGGGUGAGUCUGUAUUUUACUAGAAGCGAGUCCCAUCUGAUCCCCGCAAUCUUUGCAGGAGAACCUUACCCGUAUUGGAGCAUGUUUACACAUCCAGUUGCCUGAAUGUGCAGGUUUCCUCACGAUGUUUUCUCUCAUCGUAAGAGCAUCGGUUAACCCUAAAACUGUACAUAACUCAGAAAAGAGUGUGAGUACAUGGACGAGGUAGGAUUUGAACCUGUGCCACUACACGCAUCACUUGCGAUUUUUAGUCGGGCACCUUAACCGGUUGACCACCGACUCUAAUAUUUUAAAAUAAAAUUGAGACAAAUUAAUGAAUUCAUAUUGAAGGUCUGACUUACUCUGUCGGGUCGGUUUUUUUUAUUAGUUAUAAAAAAAUAUGAAUAAAUUAAGAAAAGUAUAGCUUUAAUAUUGCCACUAAGAUUCGUUUAUAUUUAAGGAUAAUUGUUUAUGUAAUUCCGUCCAAUUUUAUUGAUAUCGUGCCUUCAGAUAGAUAAGUUUAAGGUUCAAAUCCAGUAUAAAGGAACCAGUGUUCUUAUUUUUAAUAAAUUUUACCUUCAAUGUUGCAUUAAGGUCUGAUGGACUGGAAUCUAAUUUUAUUAUAUUUUGUCAAUAUAAAUUGUAAGAAAAUAUCUCCAGUUGAAAUCUCGUUAUACAUGUUAUACUAAUAAUAAACUUAAAGUAUUGUUAAUUACUAUUUUUUUUUAAUCAGUAGUGUAGUCAAAUCUGUAGUCAAAUCAUUUUCUUCAUCAAUUAGUGUAGACCUUUGCUCAACUAAAUAUGUUUAAUUCGGGAUUGUUUUAAAUAUAAGAAUACAUGUUAUGACUAGAUUUUAAUAUUAACAAUGAAAGGAAUUGGUCACAAAAUUGAUGAUUAAUGUUGGAAGCCAUAAAUUAACUAAGGAAUUUUGAUUUCUUGAUGUAUGUGUAAAUAUUAUAUUACUUUAGAAUAUAACAUAAUAAUUAUGAUUAAGCCUUAUAUUUUAUUUAAGAUAAAUAAAUAUCGCGAAAUGAAAUCAAUUAUACAAAAA